Molecule: messenger RNA, 3083 nt
Organism: Bemisia tabaci
Lineage: Eukaryota; Metazoa; Arthropoda; Insecta; Hemiptera; Aleyrodidae
Product: E3 ubiquitin-protein ligase RNF25
Biological process (GO): protein ubiquitination
Cellular component (GO): nucleus
Molecular function (GO): ubiquitin protein ligase activity; protein binding
Source: RefSeq, a predicted model, not a curated record
ACUUCAAAUCGUCUCCUCUAAGUGUCGUUUUCAAUCGAAAAAAGUUAAAAUUUGUCAGCUUUUGUGCUUUUCAAAUGCUUUUUAACUCCAUUUUAUUGCAAGUAUUGUUUUUCCGUCAUUGAAACAACUACAUUUGAAUAUUUACACCGGCUUGUCUUUGAAAAUGUCCCGAUGCUCCAUCAAUAUCUUUUCCUGUAGCCUAAUGGUUUUUAUUCUGCUUCCAAGUGCAUAGCUCAAAUUUGCCUCGUUCUCGAAGUUUAAACAACUGACAUACAAUCAUGAACUGCGAUGAAAGGUUGGCUGAAGAACUGGAAGCGUUACAAGCAAUCCUCAUGGAUGAAAUCAUCAUCAAAACUGACUCCGACGGAAAUCCAACUGGCAUAGAAAUGGAAGUCUUACCAGUCACGGAUCUAGACACAGAUGAACAGUAUGUGACUCUAACACUAGAUGUGACCCUUCCUGUUGGUUAUCCAGAUGUCACCCCCAUUGUCAAAUUCCGUAAUCCGCGGGGAUUGGCUGAUUCCACGUUAGAUCUUCUGAAGGAGCAAAUCUCAAAUAAAUGCGCUGAGUACUCUGGCUCACCAGUUUUAUACGAAAUUAUUGAGUUGGUCAGAGAAGGCCUCACUGCCAGUAACAUUCCCUGCUGCCCUUGCUGCAUUUGCCUGUAUGGAUUUCGACCAAGUGACCAUUUCACCAAAACGCAGUGCUAUCAUUAUUUUCAUUCCAAUUGUCUGGCCAACCACAUCAUCUCAUCAGAGCAGAUUUUCAUAGAGGAGCAAGACAAGCUACCUCCAUGGCAGAAGACGGAUGAAUUCCAUCCUGUUUGUCCUGUAUGUCGAGCCAACAUAAAAUGUGAUCUGGAAGCGCUGAAAGCAGCCCCUCCAUCAUUAGACUUAACUGAAGCUCCGCAGAAAUUUGAACCAAGUGAGGAACUGAGACUGUUACAGCAACGGAUGUCCGAGCUGUUUAAUCAGCAAAAACAAAGAGGCGGCACAAUCCAACAGCCCAAUAAUACUAUCAUUCUGUCAAGCAAUGUCGCAGCAGCAGUGGCCGAAAGAGAAAGCUGACGGUCAAUACAUUGACCUUUUUACUCAUCACCAUCUGGUCAUUUCGCAUUGCAAGAGAAUAUUUCAAAUCAUCAGUGUCUCUAACGCUCGCUUUUAUUUCUACACUUCUUUUAGUUGUGAUUUCCAAUUAUUCUUAAUCGCACAGCUAUAGCAGUUUCUUGGUAAUUUAAGGUUCUGGGAUCAAGUUCCCUAGGAACUGAUGUUCUGUUAAGUGAGUCUGUUGUACGCAAAAGAUGCAUCCAAGUGAAUAGGAUUUUUUGUAGGUAAAAUUGCAUAAAAUUCACAAAGUACACAUCCAAAAAGUCUGAAAUUUACUCCUUAGCACGCAAUCUGCAUAGUUUGCGUUUAUUGCAUUGUGUUAGUUGUGUUUAUUGUGUUAGUUGCAUUUAUUUGCCAAUUUCUCUUUCAAUAGACCCGUCAAGCAAAAAUGUAUUUUACAGGGCUACAAUUCUAAUUCUAAAUCGUAAUCCUGAAUGAACGCACCUUAGUUUUUUUACCAUAGUUUUUUUGAAUGAGAUCUGUCAUCCAUGGUUCAUUAUAAAUUUUCGUACAAUGGAAAAAUUCACUUUUCAUACGUGAUAAUUUUGAAGUUGAAGUAUCCUCAUUUUGCACCUCUUUCUAUUGAUGAAAUGAAGGAAAAAUUUGUUAAAAUUCUGAUAUUUUCUGACAGAGAGCUAUCUUAUUAUGUAUUCACCACAGUAAUACUGUCAUAUUUGAGCUUUAAUUUAUUGCUAUAACAUUGUUGCAACAUUUUGAGUCUUGUACAGUUCAUUUUUUAAGGAAAAGUAUUCAGCUUUCUUUCCCAGAACACAUUUAUGUUCUCAAUUGUAGAGUAGCUUUGAUCAAGACAAAAUUAAAAGCUGUCACAAAAAAUGAGGCUGCACCGGCCCCACAUUUUUUGGCGUAAUGUUUUUUGUAUUAAAAUUUGUUAGUGACACCAUGAAAAUGCUAAAAACAUGCUAGAGUUUAAAAGGAUGUAGUAAUGUAUAUUUCCUCGGAUGACAGGUAUCAUUUACUUGUUCCUUAAUCGAAAUUUCAUGUAAUGUACGAUGGAGGCUUCAAAACUUUCCUAAUUUAACUCAUAAGUGAGAAAGUAACAGUUCUGGUCUAUGUUCAUUCACACAACAAUAAGCAAUCAAGCAUUAAUAUAAUUUCAGUUUAUUUUACAACAGGAUAAUCGUCCUGUCUAUUUAAUAACUUUUUUUGACAGAUUAAAAGUACCUUGUACCAGAAGAGGAAGACAAUCUGUGUGAAACGGAGCUCUUCUUAUUCACCUAACACAUAGGUUGAUUUCAAUGCCUUAUUUAGUCUGCGUUGAUUAUGAUUUUUUUGAUGAACAGGAAGUUUGAAUUUAUUAUCUACAAUGUAAACCACAAACGUAAACUUUUCACUUAUGACUUAAUUUUGGAAAUUUUGUAUGUAUAUAAAACGUUUUUUCGGUUAUUCCAAUGAAGCCGCAUGCCUUUUAGACGUCUAAUUCCUACCCUAUCUUGGGGUCCAUUGCAAUAAAGUUCUAAACAGUUAUCGGGGCAUGCAAAUGGCUGAGAAAUUUUUGCCCUCAGAGAAAGUGAAGGAAGGGUAAAAAUGUUAAGCAAAAAUGCAAGAGAAAUUAUAGAAAAUUUGUCAGAAAGUCAGGUAAUUUUUUUUCUUCCUGAAACUUGUAGACACAUGCAGCAAUCUCGGUAGCAAAUUGUAUUAUCAUGGCUGUCACUGAGAAUUUCGCAUAAAAAAACUAACGGGCUUGUGUAUUUUUCAUGUAAUGUAUACUUACUUGCUCUUAAUCAUAUUUUGAAAAUUUUGUGAACUGAAACAGUUUUUCAAGUUUAUAGGAAACUAUUUCAGCAGGAUACCUGUUUGCUGUAGAUUUUGAGGUAGUGGUUAAUUUACUCAUUUUGUGAUCUUUUUUUUCUUCAAAUUUUUCUUUUUGUUCAAAAUUGUAUACUUAUUUUCCAUAUACAUCAUUGGGCCAGUGAACAAUCGAAAUAUGAAGCAAGUAUCUAUUUUUUGAAACUGAAA